UGCCGAUUGAAGAAUCGGGUUCACAGUUCUUGGUAGGACGUGAAGACACAGUCGAGUUUAGGAAUUGCUUCUGUAAUAUAAGCCUUUUUCUGUCUUUGAACCUCAGGGGAUAUCUCGCUCUCUCCUGCUGCGACUCCUGGACCCUGUUCUCUGGCUCAGGUCCAGCCUGGUCCACUCCACCCACCACCCUCCUCAGUCUCGGACCACCGGCCCCCGCCCAGCCCACUGCCAGUUAGCCCAGCAGAGCCUCUGGCCACGUCUCAAAACAACGCUUUGUACACAAACGGACAGUGGAGGGGGCCGAGCAGCUGCUUGCGGAGCACGGAGCUGAGGAAAAGGAAAGGACCGCGGGGUGGGGGGACAGAGAGCGCUCUGUCGACACGCAGCACGACCGAAAACAAAGUUAAAGACCUGUCUUUUCUGCGGCAGAGUCCACAAGUCGAUCAAGCACCAGAGACCAGCUGAGAUCCGGAGCCAUCAUGCCCCGCUGCAGUUUGAACCUCGCCACCAUGAUUUUCCUGGUGAUGCUGCAGGGGACGGUAGUGGUGCUGUUCUAUAGCUGGUAUAGCCAGCUCAGUCUCGGUCCCUGCAACUCUGCCUCCUCCAAUGGCAAAGUUCACGUUCUGCUGCUGUCGUCGUGGCGAUCAGGCUCGUCCUUCCUGGGUCAGGUGUUCAGUCAGCACCCGUCUGUCUUCUAUCUCAUGGAGCCCGCUUGGCAUCUGUGGACCAAACUAAAAAAACCCAGUGCGCGGGUGCUCCGAAUGGCCACGAGGGAUGUAUUACGGAGCGUAUUCCAGUGUGACUUUUCAGUGAUGGAUGCCUACCUGCCAGAGCAGCACAAUGUGUCCUCCUUGUUUAUGUGGAGUCACAGUCGAGCUCUGUGCUCACCACCGGCCUGUCCUCUCACGCCACGCAACCAGUUCAGUAACCAGACUCUGUGCUUUAAGAAAUGUGAUUCGAGGGGUUUAAAGCAGGUGCAGCAGGCCUGUGGCACUUACAGUCAUGUGGUAUUAAAAGAAGUACGAUUCUUUGAGCUGGAAUCCCUCUACCCGCUCUUGCAGGACCCUAGCCUAGAUCUCCGCAUCAUCCACCUGGUCCGAGACCCUCGGGCAGUGCUGCGGUCUAGAGAGGCGUCAGCCAAAGCCUUUGAGAAUGAUAACGCCAUCGUCUUGGACCAGAGAAACGUACCAGCAGCCGAGGUGCAGUAUCAAGUCAUGCAGGAGAUCUGCCGUAGCCACGUGCGCAUCAAUGAGAGGGCCCAACUGAAGCCUCCUCCACUUCUGAAAGACCGCUACAAAAUGGUCCGCUAUGAGGACAUGGUACGUGACCCACAUGGGGAGAUAAAUGACUUGUAUAAGUUUGUAGGUCUGGAAAUGACAUCACAAUUGUCUGAAUGGAUCUACAAGGUGACCCAUGGAAAAGGCAAAGGCUCCAAGACAGAGGCCUUUAAAAUCACUUCACGAGAUGCUGCUGUUGUCUCCGAGGCUUGGCGAAGCAUGUUGCCAUACAGCAAGGUCAAACGUGUCCAGGAAGUGUGUAAAGGGGCCAUGAAAUUGCUUGGGUACAGGAUGGUUAACAAUGUAAAAGAACAGAAGAGAUUUGAAUUAGAUUUACUAGUGCCACGAAAACAGUAUCAGUUCAGCUGGUUGCCAGCUAACACAAAGGAUCCAAGUAAGAGUUAAAUCAUGAGUGACAAAGACAGUAACACCAAGAGACUACAUUGGACUAAAGUUUAUAUUCUUUACGAUACAUGUGCCGGACGAUUCAGUACAGGACAUUCAGUUCAGUAGGCGACUGCCUCUGUUCGGUACACGCUGUGGCCCAAGCUAUUAGUGUCAGUACAGUGUGUUUAUUACUACUUCUCGCACGUGCAGAAGAGAAAUCCUAGAGCUCAAGUAUUUAUGGGCUGUGUAAGUCUUCAAUGGGAGCUACCACAGACUGAUUCAUAAACUGAGGAAGCACUGGCAUGAUGUCUAAGGGUGAAGCACUGUUAUACAUAAUAUAUUUCUUACAGAGGGAGGGGCAUCUCUUUUCAAAGGUAUUUGCAAUUUGGCAAUGUUGAUUUGUGUUUGUGAACCAGCGAUAGUCUUAAUUUGCAUGGCCACGCAUGCAAACGAUUUGGUUGGAAACGUAACGUAUUUUUGACCAGCACUGUAAAAUAGCUCUCUACGUUGUGUGCACAGUUUGUGAAUCCUGUGGGCUCAUUUUGGACAUCUGUGUGCAUCAGAGAGGACUUAUAUCGUGUGGAUGUGCUGCCAUCAGUCAGUGUGUACCAGAGAACUAAUGUGAAUUCACUCCAUUUGAGUUGUAUUAUGCUGAGCAUCUUGUCAGUCUAGAUAAAUAUUGUUUUGGAUAGAGAACGUGUGGCAGUGAUUAAGGAUCAAAGCAUGUAGUCAAUAGUAGAAUGUUAAAUCAUGAGCUUAAUAGUUAGUAUUCAGAUUCUCUUAGUGCUUUCUGUUAAGACAUGAUCAAUCCUCAUUUUAGAGAAAAAUGUCAAAGCAUCAAGGCAGUUUCUGACAUAAACAUAAACUUGAGCCAUUCAUUUUAUUUUGCAUGUGCAGCACAAAUGUUCUGAUUGAAACCAUGUCUACUUUCCCCUUGUACAAUGUUACAUGACCAAACAAUGUCAGUAUACGAGACAUCAACGAUGAGUGGCAAAUGACGAUGAAAGAGAGGUGUACUCUUUCCAAAUUUUUCCAAUUUGGAAACUUAAAGCUGCGCUAAUUCCAAGGCGCAGAGAAUUAUGCAUUUCCCCUCACUUUACUUUACAUAUAUAAGAAUGUCCAGAGCAUUAGUGUGUUACAAUGCCAUUUGACAUUUUGAAGUGUUGGCUGUUGUUUGGCUUCACCAGACACAGCUGGUUAAUGAGUAGCUGAUAGCAGUUUGCAGCUACUGUAUUCUAUUCCAUAAGAAAUGCUGACUGGGAUGAAAUGGUACUUUAAGCAAAAUUAAGCAUUAGAUUCAAAUUCAACAUCAUACAGUAUGUCUACUGUGUUGAAUGGGUACUUGUGAGAUCAGUCCUUGCACAAUAGGAAAGUUGAAGAAAAUGAAGAGUCUUUUCCAUCGUGACGUCGUAUUUUUAGGGGGCAGUGGCGCUGUGAGCUACCCGAGAGAGUGAAUACCAAGUAGAAUAAACAUGAAGACAGUUACUCUCCUGAUUGAAGUCACAGUAAACUUUAUUAGGAGUUCGUAUCGCUGUAGAUGAGACACAUGGAGCAGAUGGAACUGGGUGUUCACUGAGUACAGUGUUGUCUCAGUAGACAGACUGUUUUACUGCAUGCUGACCUGUUAGGUAUGCCACCAUAUGCAUUAAUCAAUAUCCAGUUAUAAUACAGUUUUUAUUGUCCUUGGUGGUAAUGACAAAAUGAAAAACACACUUGAGUGAUUUUAGGGCUCCUUUCACUACUUUAAGGGUCACAUUGGUGUCUAUGCAUGUUUCAUCCCAUUUACCACAAAUUACAUACUAUUUGAAUGGAGUUUUGAAUGUGUUUAUCUACCUGUAAGGCAAUAAUUGCUUACUUUUUGUUUGCUUUCUAAUCAGCCUACUCUUUCAGCUGCAAAAUAUAUUGUAAUAUAAUUUAAAAUAUUGUAAAGUUCUGUAUUAU
Micropterus dolomieu (smallmouth bass) is the source of this 3605-nucleotide messenger RNA. It is a transcript of the gene chst6, whose product is annotated as carbohydrate sulfotransferase 6. Gene Ontology annotation, cellular component: Golgi membrane. Gene Ontology annotation, molecular function: N-acetylglucosamine 6-O-sulfotransferase activity. The coding region runs from base 480 to 1682 and encodes 400 amino acids. Gene Ontology annotation, biological process: N-acetylglucosamine metabolic process; sulfur compound metabolic process; carbohydrate metabolic process. Lineage: Eukaryota; Metazoa; Chordata; Actinopteri; Centrarchiformes; Centrarchidae. The transcript is spliced from 2 exons. The record is from RefSeq and is a predicted model, not a curated record.